AUGAAGUUCCUCGGUCUCUCCCUUCUUGCCUCUGUGGCGCUUGCGGCCCCGGCCCAGCUCGAGGCUCGUGGCAACUCCCAGCCCGAGAACUGCGACAACCCUGGCCGCGUGAUCAGCAUCAUCCUCGACUCGUCUGGAUCGACUGCCACCUCCGACCACGAGAAGCUCCGCAUCGCCGGUGGCAAGGACCACGUCGACUACCUGACCUCCGCGUCCGAGGCGACCGACAAGAACAAGGCCGACACUGUCUCCGUCGUCUCCUUCGACUCCACGCCCAAGGUCGAGUACCCCCAGGGCGACGCCAACGAGCAGGCCAAGAAGGCUCUCGACGGCGUUGACAGCAGCGGUGGUACCAACAUUGCCAAGGGCCUGACUGCUGGUAUUGAGCAGGUCGCCGCCGCCAACCCCGGCAACCGCGGUGGCGUCAUCAUUUUCACCGACGGCCUGGACAGCAACACCGACGGUAUUGUCAAGCAGAUCAACAAGGCCAAGGAGGCGGGUAUCCGUGUUUCUUGGGGCCACACCAACUCUCCCUACAAGGGCGGUGGCAGCGGCCUGAUCGGUGGCAUCCUCGGCGGCAUCACCAACCUUAUCACUGGCGGCCUCAACGCCAUGUCGGGCGAGAGCGGCAAGCUCGACCAGCGCAUCUCCGAGGCCGUCCUCGCCUCUGGCGGUACUGCUUCCAUCAUCUCGAACUCGCAGUCCCAGCGCGAGUUUGUCCAGCAGGUUAUCAAGAACGGUCUCACCAACAACGACGGCAAGUGCGGCGGUAACGACAUUGGCGAGUCGGGUGGUCCCCUCAUCAACGACGUCACCACCCUCGGCCUCUGCUCGAAGAACGCCCAGGCCACCUUCACCUACUCGCCCAAGAGCCAGCACGAGCAGCUCACCUUCGCCAUCAACCUUGUCUCCCAGAACAGCCCCGUCAACAUCCAGGCCACCUACACCAACAAGGCUACCGGCCAGACGUCCACCGUCACUGUCAACAAGGGCCAGGCCUCCGGUGCUCUCCAGGGUGAGGCCAACCCCGGUGAGCAGGUCGAGGUUGUCAUCAACACCUCGAACGCCGACUCCAACGCGUGCCAGUACUCUGUUACCCUCUCGGCCAAGCCUGGUGGCGAGCCCAUCCCCAUCCCUUCGUCGACUGCCAGGAGAUGGAGGCGCUGA
Messenger RNA from Trichosporon asahii var. asahii CBS 2479, 1167 nucleotides. RefSeq lists its product as uncharacterized. Lineage: Eukaryota; Fungi; Basidiomycota; Tremellomycetes; Trichosporonales; Trichosporonaceae. Bases 1 to 1167 code for a protein of 388 amino acids. The record is from RefSeq and is a predicted model, not a curated record. The transcript has a single exon.